Molecule: messenger RNA, 627 nt
Organism: Ziziphus jujuba (common jujube)
Lineage: Eukaryota; Viridiplantae; Streptophyta; Magnoliopsida; Rosales; Rhamnaceae
Exons: 4
Coding region: 1-627 (208 amino acids)
Source: RefSeq, a predicted model, not a curated record
AUGGACGAGAGCAAUGAGUUACUAAAACUCAUGGUUGAUGCUACCAAUCAUGGAUGGUGUGAUACAAGUGGUUUAUUAAGGAAGCAAACUAUAGAAAAAAGAAUACUUCCCCAUAGCUUUGGAUUUGGAUGGGAUCCUAUAACAAAAAAAUUUACUGCUAGUGAAGAAGUGUGGGAGGACUAUUUUAAGUCUCAUCCUACCCAUAAAAGUUAUCUUACAGACACUUUUGCUAAUUAUGAAGACUUGAGAAUUGCAAUUGGAAAUGGAGCAGCAACUGGGAGACAUUCAAUUGGAUUAGGAGAGGAAACUAAUGCAAGAAUAUUUGACUUAGAAGAAAAUAAGGGUGGUGAUUUAGACAACCUGACAUAUGAUCUCACGACUGAGACAUUCAGACCAAGUGAUAUACAAGAAACUUCACUGCAGUCUCCAACUUUAGGUAACUUUACUUCAUCAUUACCUUUUCAGAACACAAGUUCAGAGGAGGCUUCAUUUACAAUGUCUUAUUCUAAUAUAGACAAAGAAGAAAUAGAAGAGGAAGAGAUGGAAGAAGAAGAGUAUGAAGAAGAAUUGCAAGAAAAAGUUAAAAAAUAUUUGAUAGCUAUUAGCAGUUCUCCAGGUACUACAUGA